CGGCUGCGCCUGGUGUUCAACGCAGGCGAGGGGCUGCAGCGCCUCUGCAUAGAGCACCGCAUCCGCCUGUCAAAGGUGGGCAGGGGUUUAGGGUUUAAUGUCUGUGGGUGGGGAAACAGGUUCAAGGGUUGGGGGCUGCGUCUGGUGUUCAACGCGGGCGAGGGGCUGCAGCGCCUCUGCAUUGAGCACCGCAUCCGCCUCUCCAAGGUGGGCCAGGGGUUUUUGAGUUGGUUGAAGUUCUGGUCUUGGGUGUUAGGGAUUUCUCUCCCGCGUGUGCACCGAGACGGCAGGGGGUUUGCCAGGCAUGCUGCUGACAAAUCUCCGCUCUUCCCCCCACCCAACCUCCCUCGUUACUCCCUCUUCUUGAACCCUCAGGUGGACAAGAUAUUUCUCUCCCGCGUGUGCACUGAGACAGCUGGUGGGCUGCCAGGCAUGCUGCUGACGCUCGCCAACACGGGGGAAACGGGCAUUACUGUGGACAUCUGUGGGCCGUCGGAUCUGCAUCGGCUGGCAGCAGCCAUGCGGUGCUUCGUGGGCGCAGCUUCGGUCCGAACCUCCAGCUUCGGCAGCAGCAGCCCUGGGCGCCAGUCGUACCCCCACGCGCCCCUCCCUGCUUUCUACAAUGGAGCACAGCAGCAGCAGGUGCUGGGGUUGGGGCAGGGGCAGGGAAGGGAAGCAGAUAUGCAGGAGCAGGCGCAGGGUGGGGAAGGAGGGGUGAUGAGAGAGCAGCAGGCAGAAAGGGAGAGCGGGAGGGAGAGGGAGAGGGAGGACAAGAGUGCGUACAUUGUGCAUGAUGAUGGGGACGUGAAGAUAACUGCUGUGCUGCUCGAACCAGCGGUGCCAUCUGUGGCAGCAGAAAGUGCUGCAGCAGCAGCAGGAUUAUCCGUUUCCCUCACAACCACCACGAAUAUCAGCAGCAGCAUCGCCCUCCCUUCGCCAUCCGCGUCCCUCAAGGAAUUGACUCUCUCGCAACUGAAGGGAGGAGGAGCGACAGGAGAGGGAGUGACAGAAGAGGGAGCAGCAGCAGGCACUGAUCCUGCCAUCACCACAGGCGCUACAGUCCCCUCAGCCAAGCGCCCCAGCCCUUCCGGCCCUGCUGACGUCAGCAGCGGGUGGGACACAGUCAGCGCCGGAAGCGAGAAAAGGGCGAGGGUGGAGGGAGAGAGAAAGGAAGAAGCCGGAAGGGGGUUCGAUGGGGCUAGAAAGGGAGCAGCAGCGUCGGGUUUAGCUUCGGGAGCAACAUUCGGAGGAGCAGCAGCAGAGAUUGAAGCAGCAGGGAUGGGAGCAGCAGCGGGAGGAAUUGCAUCGGUGGUGUAUGUGUGCGAGCUGCCGACAGCAGCAGGGAGGUUUGACCCGAAGCGCGCAGCAGCCAUGGGCAUUCGUCCCGGGCCCAAGUACCGGCGAUUGCAGAUGGGGGAGAGCGCGCCCUCAGACGAUGGAAGCAGGACGGUUCAUCCUUCUGACGUGCUCGAAGCAUCGAUACCAGGCCCCGUUGUCCUCCUUAUAGACUGCCCCACUGCAAGCCACACGCAAGCCCUCCUGCAGUCGCCGCAGCUGCAGCGAUUCUGCAUCAGCCACUGCCAGAAACCCACAAGUGACAAUAACGGGGAUGACAAUAUGAAGGGUGACAAUAACGGGAGUGACUAUAAAGAGGUGACAGUGGCUGUCCACGUGAGCCCUGAAGCUGUGGUGGAGGAGGAGCAGUAUCGGCGGUGGAUGGGCAUGCUGGGACCCAACACCACUCAUGUGUUAGCCGGCCAAGGCAGGUAA
Molecule: messenger RNA, 1770 nt
Organism: Closterium sp. Naga37s-1
Lineage: Eukaryota; Viridiplantae; Streptophyta; Zygnematophyceae; Desmidiales; Closteriaceae
Source: the annotation of a GenBank genome assembly